Messenger RNA from Hibiscus syriacus, 1880 nucleotides. Its product is annotated as exonuclease mut-7 homolog. Gene Ontology annotation, molecular function: nucleic acid binding; 3'-5' exonuclease activity. The record is from RefSeq and is a predicted model, not a curated record. Gene Ontology annotation, biological process: nucleobase-containing compound metabolic process. NCBI's taxonomy places the organism in Eukaryota, Viridiplantae, Streptophyta, Magnoliopsida, Malvales, Malvaceae.
AUGGGAUUUGGGGAAAAAGCUAUAAAGCUGCAAGAUGAAGCUUGUGAAACGAAAACAAUUUGCCUGCAUGCUUUUGCGGUUCUAACCUAUGUUGCUCCAGUAGUAUUCUUAUACCUUCUUAAAGAAUGUUAUGUUCAUGGAAGCUUCAAGGCAACUAAAAAGUUCCGAGCUCUUCAACAAGAAGUUCAACAUGUUCUAAGUAAUGCUUCCCAACCAGGACCAGCAACUUUUGUCGCUCAUUGUCUCUAUAUCCUGCCUAUUUUUGGAUCAUACUGUGAAGGCUUCAGUCAUUUGCUCGUAUCUUCUUUUCAUCGUUCUCUAAAGACAGAAGUCACCACCGGAGACUUUUCGGAAGCAAAAUCUUUAGCUGCACAGUUAUUUCUUGAUAUUGUUGAGGGUUUUAUUGACCAUGACGAGAGGAUUGCUGUGAAGAUACUCGAAGUGUUUGAUGUAAGAUUGACAGAUAUUGAGAAAGUUGCGUCCCAAUCAAAGGCCAAGAAUGACCACAGGUUUCACAGUGUAAAGACAUUUGUUGAGCAGUAUAUAUUUGGAUUGAUAGAAUCACAGUCAUAUACGGAAGCAGUGAAUCUGUUGGAUCAUUUAUCUAUCCGUCAAUCCGGGCAAUCUUUUCUUCUCAAAAUGAUAGAAAACAAGGAAUUCCGAGCAGCAGAGAAGUGGGCAACGUUUAUGGGGCAACCAAUGUUAUCUAUACUCGUCCAGGAGCAUGUUCACAGGAACAAGCUAAAGUUUGCUUAUUUGAUUGUAAAGAAGAACAAUCUCCAGCAAGAAUUCCCAGAUGUGCAUCACAAAUACAAAGAAAGCGCACUAAAAAAGUUGGCAGAAAAAGCAUGCUGGGAUGUGGCAGAGGCCAAGGCAAAUGGUGAUAGACAAUUAGUUGAGUAUCUGGUUUAUCUGGCCUUUGAAGUUGGUUACUUUGAGAAGGUUGAUGAACUGUGUGAUCGUUACUCCCUUGAAGCUUUUCCAAAAGCACAAGAACAUGAAGCAAGUUUUCUGCCUCAUCGCUUUUUAAAUCUCAAUGAAUUGCUAGUAGAAGCCGUAAUAUGGGUGGACGCUAAUGGUCUUGGUGAGGCUACAUGCCACAUUGAGGGAUCCAAAGUUGUGGGCCUUGACUGUGAAUGGAAACCCAAUUAUGUAAAAGACAGCAAACCAAACAAGGUUUCUAUCAUGCAAAUAGCUUCAGAUAAGAAGGUUUUCAUCUUUGACUUGAUAAAAUUAUAUAAGGAUGUGCCUGCUGUUCUAGACAACUGCCUAACCCGCAUCUUGCAGUCCUCAAGAAUUCUAAAACUUGGUUAUAGUUUUCACUGUGAUUUAAAGAAACUAGCUCAAUCCUAUGGAGAUUUAAAGUGUUUCAAGUGCUAUAAUAUGCUAUUGGACAUCCAAAAUAUGUUCAAAGAUCCCCGAGGUGGCCUCUCCGGUCUUGCAGAGAAAAUAUUGGGAGCCGGCUUAAACAAAACAAGACGGAAUAGCGACUGGGAACAAAGACCAUUGACUCAGAAUCAGCUCGAGUAUGCUGCUCUAGAUGCUGUUGUUCUUAUUGAAAUAUUCUAUUGUGUACGGGACCAUUCCCAUAUCGCUAAUGCAUUAGACAACCAUGGCAAAAUCGAGUGGAAAUCUCAUAUUGUUUCUCACGUAGAUAAUCCAAUAAAGUCUAAAAACGAAUCUAGACCUAGAAAUGAACCGGGAGUCGAGGACCACGAGCCAUGAGAGUUUUGGUUUCCACACCAAUCACAUUGCAGCAUGGUUAUAAAUUGUUUUCAAUUGCGACAGAGGAAGGGCGAUCUUAACUCAUUCUCAACAGGUUGAUAUGCUAGGGUCAAGGGUUUAUGCUUGACAGGAAAGCCUGUAAAUAUGGUACAAAU